CAUGAGCGACAAAAGCGAGUUCACCUUGUAAAAAAAACGAAAAAAAAAAACGAGUUAACCUUAGAUUUCGAAUUCGAAUUCAUCAACUAAGAGGGUGUGUUUUUAAUCCCUCUCUGUUGAUUCCCCAAUCAAACAUUUCAUCUGGGUAUCUUCAAAAUCUUACCUUUUUUUUUCUUACAAGACAUAGGUACUAGAUAUAUAUACAUGGCGGCCAUCGAUAUGUCUGAUAGCAAAGCAGAUUUCUCAGAUCCUUCAAGAGAAGAGCUCAUGAAAGCACUCGAACCUUUUAUGAAAAGUGCUUCUCCUUCUCUCUCUCCUCCUUCCUUCCCACUGCCAAUGUUUCCCCAGCUUUCUUUCCUACCAAACAUGGGAUUCGCUCAAGCGACCCCUCUCGGUCUAAAUCAGCUCACUCCUUUUCAGAUCAUCCAGAUCCAGCACCAACUCAACCAGAGACGCACCUUCGUCUCCAACCUCUCUCCAAAGCCUGUCCCCAUGAAGAACUUCUCUUGCUCUUCUUCGAAAUCGCGGAAGCUUUACCGCGGGGUAAGGCAAAGGCACUGGGGCAAGUGGGUCGCUGAGAUCCGCUUGCCCAAGAACCGAACCCGUCUCUGGCUUGGAACCUUCGAAACCGCCGAGGAAGCCGCCAUGGCUUACGACCAGGCCGCUUACAAGCUCCGAGGCGAGUCCGCUCGGCUUAACUUCCCUCACACCAGACACGACGGCGAUGGUCUUGUCGGUAACUUCAAGCCCCUCCACGCUUCCGUCGAAGCCAAGCUUCAAGCGAUUUGCCAGAGCUUGAGGAAAACAGAGGAGUCGUGCUCUGUUUCGGCUCAGACCGAACUGGUUCAGCCCAAAACAGAGCAGGAGACGGAGUUAUCCGACAAAACCGAACCUGGGUUCCCAAGAUUCGAUGGACACUCGUUGUCUGAUGAGUCUCGGGCUGGAUCUUCGUCUCCGGAGUCGGGGAUUACGUUCCUGGAUUUCUCGGAUUCAGGGAUUGACGAGAUCGGGAAUUUAGGGCUGGAGAAGUUUCCUUCGGUGGAGAUCGAUUGGGAAGCCAUAAGCAAACUUUCCGAACCCUGAGACGCGUUGCAGCAAUUGCCCUUUUGCAGAUCUAUCUCUUUGUCUUCGUUGUCCGUAGUUCGAUGUCUCUGCCACAUAAUUUUUUAAACGGUCGCAGAGCAUUCAUGUCGGUUACGUCCGGGUCCCUUUUCUUUUUUCUUUUAAAGGGUUUUGCGUCGUGUCAUGACAGUAUAACAUAAAAAUGGUCAGUCUCCAAGUUUGGUCCGACUGGUAAAUUUUUAGUCCUUGCCCGGCCAUUGGAGAUAUAUCUCAUGUACCAUGCAUGCAUGAUGUAUUACGUUUUUUUCAAUAAAAAAAAUUAUAAUGAACAUGUAAAUUAUUAGUGAA
Tarenaya hassleriana is the source of this 1410-nucleotide messenger RNA. RefSeq names its product ethylene-responsive transcription factor ERF060-like. NCBI's taxonomy places the organism in Eukaryota, Viridiplantae, Streptophyta, Magnoliopsida, Brassicales, Cleomaceae. The record is from RefSeq and is a predicted model, not a curated record. The transcript has a single exon. Gene Ontology annotation, biological process: regulation of DNA-templated transcription. The coding region runs from base 205 to 1083 and encodes 292 amino acids. Gene Ontology annotation, molecular function: DNA-binding transcription factor activity; DNA binding.